UUAUAUUUAUAUAAGAUAAUAAAAUUUUAUUCUUGCAGUAGAUAUGCAUUUGGAUUAUUUGACUUGAGAAUUCGAGGAGAAACUUUCCAAUCAUUCAAAAAAUGGCGCUAAUCACAUGAGUUUACUGAGAGCUCAUGGAAAUGCAUAAAACCCAUGUACAUAAUAUACUUUAUUCGAUACAUACACAAAGUCAGCUGGUUCAGUUAUCAACAAUAUUGCAGAUUAUGACAAUAAAUACAUAAAAAUAAAAUUAUCAUCAAUACUUGUAAGUUACUUUGCAUAAAAUUAUUUGUUUAUGACAAAUUGUUUGAUUGAAUGUCAUAAAUCUGAAUGUUCAUCUAUGUAAACUGUAUUUGUCGUGUAUAUUUAAAGGUUAAAUGGUAUUUUUGAAUGUUUUGUUAAAAAGUGUUAAUUGAAAAAAAUUUUACAAAUAAAAUGAGACGAAAAGCUGGAAUAGGAGCAAUUCACAAACAAAAAUUAGAGCAAGAAAGAUAUAAAGACAAGGGUACCGAAAUUCAGGAAAAUCAGUUUGAACAAAUGACCAAACAAAUGGAACUGUUUCGAACAAAUCUUGAAGAAUUUGCAUCAAAGCAUAAAAAUGAAAUUAAAAAGAAUGCUCAGUUUCGUCGACAAUUCACAGAAAUGUGUGCAUCAAUUGGAGUUGACCCUUUGGCAUCAGGAAAAGGUUUCUGGUCAGUGUUAGGUAUUGGAGAUUUUUAUUAUGAACUUGCUGUUCAAAUAGUAGAAGUCUGUAUGGCUACGAAUUACAAAAAUGGAGGAUUAAUAUCUCUUGAUGAACUUAGAGAUCGAUUGGUCCAAGCACGAGGAAAGAGGAAAGAACAUCAAGAAAUCACCAAUGAAGAUUUAUUAGCUGCUGCUAAAAAAUUACGGAUAUUUGGCAAUGGGUUUUCUGUGUUGCCUAUUGGAAGAGGAAAAUAUUUAGUUCAAUCAAUUCCAGGUGAACUUAGUAUGGAUCAUACAGCAGUUCUUCAACAGACAAGUUUAACAGGCAAUGCUUUUGCUUCAAUUUCUCUUUUACACAGAGAACUAAAGUGGGAACGGGAUAGAGCACAAAAAGCUCUUGAUCAUAUGGUUAAAAUGGGUCUAGCUUGGUUAGAUGAUCAGGCUGAGGAUGAAUUACUUUAUUGGUUUCCAAGUUUAUUUACAGCCUGCAUCGACUCUUCAGCAUAAUUUUCACUCUUAAAAUAUUCAUAAUAGAUGACAAUUUUACAAAAUAUAAAAGCAAAUUUGACAAACAUAAGAGGUUUUGUCAUCUUUCAUCAUCUUGGUCCAACCUGGUGAAAAACAAAUUAAAUUUAUUUAUUAUAUAUUUAGUUUAAUAUAAUUCUAAGAAAUUAUCUGAUACUCAACAAUUAAUAUUUUAAGAACAUAAUAAAUAAUCUCGAAUAUUACCUUUGCAUUAAUUGUGAUCGGCAAACGAUCACCUGCUGUCUACAAAGUGUUAAUUCUUUCUUCAAUUCCGUGUUUUCAUCUUUUAAUAAUUGUAGUUUUGAACGAAGUUCUUUAUAACGAUUAUAAAAUUUACUGGCUAGAGAUUGAGCUUCUUCUUUCCAUCUAAAAAAUU
Molecule: messenger RNA, 1585 nt
Organism: Chelonus insularis
Lineage: Eukaryota; Metazoa; Arthropoda; Insecta; Hymenoptera; Braconidae
Gene: lsn
Product: vacuolar-sorting protein SNF8
Exons: 2
Coding region: 436-1191 (251 amino acids)
Biological process (GO): protein transport to vacuole involved in ubiquitin-dependent protein catabolic process via the multivesicular body sorting pathway
Cellular component (GO): ESCRT II complex
Source: RefSeq, a predicted model, not a curated record